Artibeus jamaicensis (Jamaican fruit-eating bat) is the source of this 883-nucleotide messenger RNA. RefSeq names its product mitochondrial ribosomal protein L11 (gene MRPL11). The transcript has 5 exons. Bases 151 to 729 code for a protein of 192 amino acids. Gene Ontology annotation, cellular component: mitochondrial large ribosomal subunit; ribosome. Gene Ontology annotation, biological process: translation. The record is from RefSeq and is a predicted model, not a curated record. Lineage: Eukaryota; Metazoa; Chordata; Mammalia; Chiroptera; Phyllostomidae. Gene Ontology annotation, molecular function: large ribosomal subunit rRNA binding; structural constituent of ribosome.
GGAGAGCGGAAGGGCCGAAAUAAGUCUUCGUUGGCUUCAACUGCUCUAACCUAAGAAGAGGACCCUUGACCUCUAACCCAAGAUGGCAGCGUCCGCAGCUGUCUCCAUUGCUGUUGACCUGAAGUGAUCUGAGACCGUGAACCACGCAUCAUGUCGAAGAUAAGCCGGACCACUCGGGCCGUCAGGAAGCUCGAGGCAGGCGGCGUGAUCCGAGCCAUCGUGCGUGCGGGCCAGGCCAUGCCCGGGCCCCCACUAGGCCCCAUCCUGGGUCAGCGAGGCGUUUCCAUCAACCAGUUCUGCAAGGAGUUCAACGAGAAGACAAAAGACAUCAAAGAAGGCAUCCCUUUGCCUACCAAGAUCUUUGUGAAGCCUGAUAGGACAUUUGACAUCAAGAUCGGACAACCCACUGUUUCCUACUUCCUGAAGGCAGCGGCUGGGAUUGAGAAAGGGGCCCGGGAGACAGGAAAGGAGGUGGCGGGCCUGGUGACCUUGAAGCACGUGUAUGAGAUUGCUCGUGUUAAAGCGCAGGAUGAAGCCUUCGCCCUGCAGGAUGUGCCCCUGUCCUCUGUUGUCCGCUCCAUCAUUGGCUCUGCCCGUUCCCUGGGCAUCCGUGUGGUGAAGGACCUCAGUUCAGAAGAGCUGGAAGCUUUCCAGAAGGAGCGGGCUGUGUUCUUGGCUGCUCAGAAAGAGGCAGAUUUGGCAGCUCAGGCAGAAGCUGCCAAGAAGUGACCCCUGCCGUGCACACUCCAGGAUUUUGAGGGGAGCAGCUAGGAAGCGGGCCACUGGGAAGGCUGCUUAUUAUUGUCAUGAUUUAGAUUAUAUAUUUUUAUAUGUAUGGGUGUUACAGAGGGAUCAAGCCUAAAUAAACAUCUUUUGCCACCCA